Molecule: messenger RNA, 813 nt
Organism: Dovyalis caffra
Lineage: Eukaryota; Viridiplantae; Streptophyta; Magnoliopsida; Malpighiales; Salicaceae
Source: the annotation of a GenBank genome assembly
AUGGGAACUCCAGUAAACAUCAUAGUUGGAUCGCAUGUUUGGAUAGAGGAUCCUGAGGAAGCAUGGAUGGAUGGGGAAGUUACAGAAAUUAAGGGCAGAGAUGCCACCAUAGUUACCACAAAUGGAAAAACUAUAGUUGCAGAUAUUUCAAGUAUAUAUCCAAGAGACACGGAGGCUCCACCAGCUGGAGUCGAUGACAUGACCAAAUUAGCAUACCUCCAUGAGCCAGGAGUCUUGCAUAACCUUGCUUGCCGGUUUGCACUCAAUGAGAUAUAUACUUACACUGGGAACAUUCUAAUAGCGGUGAAUCCUUUCCGAAGGCUACCACAUUUGUAUGACAUCCACAUGAUGGAGCAGUACAAAGGAGCUGCUUUUGGAGAGCUAAGUCCACACCUUUUUGCUGUGGCAGACACUUGUUACAGAGCAAUGAUAAACGAACAGGGAAGCCAGUCCAUUUUAGUAAGCGGAGAGAGUGGAGCUGGUAAAACAGAGACGACAAAAAUGCUCAUGAGAUAUCUUGCCUUCAUGGGGGGACGAUCAGCAGGCAGUGAAGGAAGAACAGUAGAACAACAAGUUUUGGAGUCCAAUCCAGUACUGGAAGCAUUUGGGAACGCAAAAACUGUCAAAAACAACAAUUCGAGUCGAUUUGGCAAGUUUGUUGAGAUACAAUUUGACAAGCAUGGGAAGAUAUCUGGAGCUGCAGUUCGUACUUACCUUCUUGAAAGAUCACGGGUUUGCCAAGUCUCUGAUCCGGAGAGAAACUACCAUUGUUUUUACAUGCUCUGUGCAGCACCACCAGAGGUGAUUUCCUGA